GCCUAGCAUUUGUCUGCCUGGUGAACAUAAGCUAUUGGGGUGCGUUUCACUGAUUGUAGAAAAGGAAUCUGCUGAAAAGUGAAGUGAGGUGCACAUCUGUGCUAGAAGGAGUUAGGUCGUCACCGAAAACAGGUUUAUUACUGAAGAGAGGCAGAUAUCAGAAGAAACCAUGAAGCCAGUGGAGGUGCUUUACAGCAUGUUAUGCUGCCUGUGUCUUCCCUGCAGGAAGAAGACACGUGAUUUGGGGGACAAAUUAAAGAAAGCACAUUCGACUGAAGCCUAUGAUUACAGUAAAGUGGACAUGGACAAGGUUUAUGGCCGUUUGAGAAAGAGGAGGGUGUCACAAGUGCCUUCUGUCUUUGAGAUAUUUCCCUGCCAGUGGACCCCAGAAUCAGCCAGUAGCAUCAAGAAUGGAGAUAACAGUGUGGACUUUACGCUGAAGGACGGAGAUGCAGAGGUUCGUAUCUUUGGGCGCUUCAAGGUGAUAAAUGUGGCCGAAGAAAUGCCUCCGUCUGUUGCCCACGACUGCAAGCUUCCUGUAGAACCUCGCAACCGCCGGAAGAGACGAGAGAGGAAACAGAAGAAUCCCAUUGAUGUUGAUUUCACUUGGGACUUCGGGGAAGAAGAGGUGGCUGGAGAGAUUCCACGUUUCGAGGGCGACACUUGCGAUCGGAGUGCUCAACCUGAAAUUUUACCGCAGAAACCAGAGACAGAGUUGAUCGAUGCUCCGCAAGAGGGCCGUACUGAGGUCCGCGUCAUUGGGCGUUUCAACGUGACAGAUGUGCUGGAAGAAAUUUCACCGCUCGAGGACGACGCCUGUAAACUGACUGUGAACGCCGAGACUAUUUGCAAGAAAGAAGAGGUGGAAUUCGUUGAUCUGCCUAAGGAGGAUCCCGCUGAGGUGGACGCUGCUGGUAGGGAGAAACCUCGUCAAGGAGUGGAGGAGGGGGCAGCCGAGGAGCUCAGCAGCCGUGCUGCGGUUGCUGCUUCCAGCAACUGAAGAAAAUAUUUAUUUGUUCCAGUAGUUCCUCUUUGUUUCGAGUUUUUUGUUCUGUUUGAGUUACUUGUUCAGUUUUGUUCGUUGUUCUUUUGUUCGUUGUUCUUUUGUUCGAGUUCAUGUUUGCUCUGUUUUGAAUUUUCAUUACCAAUCUUCGGCAAAUUUAUUAACAAAAAAUAAAUCUUUUGUUUUUCGUCAA
Molecule: messenger RNA, 1196 nt
Organism: Schistocerca gregaria
Lineage: Eukaryota; Metazoa; Arthropoda; Insecta; Orthoptera; Acrididae
Exons: 7
Coding region: 170-1000 (276 amino acids)
Source: RefSeq, a predicted model, not a curated record